CGUCUUUAUCAGACGCGUCGCAGUCUUUAAUGGGGCAUGGUGUCCUUCCUCUGGAGGCUGCAGCGGACAGCGUAUAGUUGAUCUCCACACGUCCUCAUCACAUUCCAAGGACUUUUCUGUGCAGUGUUCAAAAUGCUACGGACGAGGGAACUCUUGGUUGUGCUCGCGGCGUUAUAUUCGGUGAACUCCGUUCAGCUCAACCUCGAAAAGUCACUGAGUGACUUUGUUAGCACGCUUGAACAGUAUGCGACGCAGAAAAAUGAUGUCGUCUUUGUCCUGGACGAAUCUGGAAGCAUUGGUUCCAAUAAUUUUCCGCACGAGCUUGAAAUGGUAGAAAUGAUUGCAAGACUGUUAACUGUGUCCCCAGACUUCUCUAGGAUUGCAGUGGCGACUUUCUCCUAUGGGUAUGUUGAUCAUGUUGACUAUAUCGCGAACAGUGCUGGAAGCAGUAUGUGUUCGCUUAUUGAGAAGAUACACCGAAUUCCAUACCGAGGUGGUGGAACCCAAACAUCAUAUGCCUUGAAGCAUGCGGACACAAUCUUAGGAAAUGGUAGACCGGGAUCUAACAGAAUCGUCAUUCUGAUAUCCGACGGGCAAGCCAACGCUGGAUACUCGCCGCGCAGCAUCGCUCGUCAGCUCAGGAGUAAGGGUGUAGUGAUGUUCGCAGUGGGAGUUGCAUCAAUCAACGCAGCCGAGCUGUUAGAUGUUGCUACGUCACCCAACCAUGUCUACAUGCUGAAGAAUUUUCCGUACAUCAAAGAGAUCAACCAAAAACUCCGAGAUGAUGUGGCGGAGAUUCACUUCGACCUGUCUGCCUCAUCCGCUCCCUGCACCAAAUUUGACUGUGACAGCAACGCCGCCUGUGCCUGCGGAUCUCGUGGCGGCCAACAUCAGUGCGUCUGCAAACCAGGCUACUAUGGAAAGGGAGGACUAGGGCAAUGCCACCCCAGUCCAAGAGGCAAAUAUAAAGAUGGCUUUGGCGAAUACUCCAAGAGUUGCCCAGAGAACUCAACAACGCCUGGAGAAGGAGCGACCUCUGUAGCACAGUGUUUGUGCCUCGAAGGCUAUGAAGGAGAUCCGGGAAGUUCUAAGCCUUGCACACCGGUUGUUUGUGCCAAGCUAACUCUACCGGAGGGUGCCUCUACAAUUCCUCCCAAAUGUGGAAACACGUUCGGCACAUCCUGCGACUUCCUGUGCCGAGAAGGGUACUGUCCCUACGGUUGCGAUGCCAAGGCAUUGGCCGCCGGAACGAAACCUUGGAACAAACCAACGCGUAAUCUACGCCUUUGCCAGGCUAAUAAACUAUGGUCUGGCGCAGAGUUCAGAUGCGAAAAAGUACGAUGUCCCCAGCUGAAGAAUCCGGAGGAUGGAGUCAUCGACUGCACGAACCCUUCCUUCGAAUAUGAAACGGAGUGCGUGGUGAAGUGCAAUGCGGGGUUCGAGAAGAUAGGAGAUGACGGCAUAUUUUGUGAGAGCAAUGGCCAGUGGAACGGAACGCUGCCAACGUGCAGAGCCAUCACAUGCAAACCACUCCGACCGAAAGGAAAGUUGAAACUUCAACCGAGUACCUGCAAAAAUAUUUCCAAGUUCGACAAGAUCUGCACGUAUUCGUGCAAAAACGAAACCUUCGUUCUGGUCAAUAAGCAUACGAGAAAUCCAGCGAACGGUCUCUUCAAGUGCCUCGCAGACGGAAACUGGUCCGACAACGUAGAUAACCUGGCUUGCAAAGACAUACAACCACCCAGCAUUACGUCGUGUCCUCAAGACAUCAAGACGAGUACCCUGCCAAACAUGCGGUACACAGGCAGAGUGAACUGGGACCUACCUACGGCAAUUGACAAUGUGGGAGUAUCCUCUAUAACGAUAAUUGAGCCUCCAACUCUAUCCGCACCUCCUGGUCAGCCUCCUCUCGCGCCUCCUGCUCAGUUCCUUCUUGGAGAGACUGAAGUAGCCUACGUAGCAGAGGACACAUCUGGAUUGCGAUCAGAUCGCUGUGUGUUUUCUGUUACAGUCAUUGAUAAUGACCCUCCUAAAGUGAUAUUUUGCCCCGACGACAUCGUUAUUCAGCACCAUAGGAGAAGCAUAAAGGUCACCUGGGUGGAACCAGAGUUUGUGGAUAACGCAGGCGCAGCAAAAUUGGCUAUCACGCAAAGUCGUCACCCAGGUACUGAGUUCACUUGGGGUCCCAAAAGCGAGGUUCUCUAUACUGCUACAGACGCAACUGGAAACAGCGCUACCUGCUCCUUCACCGUCCUGAUACAGCCCUAUCCGUGCGAAUACUUCCCACCCCCAAAGAACGGCUACGUGUCUUGUGACUCUGAGUUUCAAAGGCAGGCCUGUACCGUCCAGUGCCACGAGGGCUAUAAGUUCGUGUUUCCUCCGGAGCCUUUGUAUAGGUGCAAACAAACCGCGAAAGGUGGAAAUUGGACAACUGAAAGGAAACGGAAAACGAUAAGGUUGCCAUGGCCGGAUUGCGCAGUUGCGCAGCAGUCCAACAAAACUUCAGUCCAGGUGGUUUCUACAGUGGCAGCGGCUUCUUGUAACAUCGACGAUGCGAAACUACAAGCUAUCAAGCAACAAUUUAUCAAUAAACUGAAAAGAUCACCACUGACGGCGAAGCUGAUCUGUGGAGCGGUAGACGCAUGUACUGUAGAAAAGGUGCAUAUCGACUGCAACUCUUCGGCACCUACAGCAGCAGCUGGCAGGAGGUUUAGAAGAGACAUGGGACAAUCAGUUGGAGGACUCUCACGUACAAUCUCAAAACGAGCCGUCGAUAUCCUGGAAAAAGUGAGCCAAGAAGAAAAAGACGUUCCUUUGGACCCUCAACUGAAAGCAGAACUGACCAUCUCUUUCUCUGUGAAUCUCCCUACCGAUAUCGACACAAAAACUCUGGUGGAGGAAUGUGAGAUAUGCAAGAACGAUACUGUUGUUCAUCCCAGCAACGCAGAGGCCACAGCGCUUGUGAACGCAGUGGAAUCUGCUGUAUUGGAAGCGGUCGAUACUGCAAUACGCGAGGAACUCCCGGAUGCGGUCAUAAUCAGCGCGGAGGGAACCAUAGAGUCAGAGUGUAGCCAAGGGCAGGUUUCCAACGCUUUGAACUGCGUGAACUGCCCUGUCGGAACAUAUUACGUCAACUCAACCACGUGCCUUCCAUGCCCCAUUGGAAGCUAUGCCGACAGCGAGGCCGCCCUCUCCUGUUCUCAGUGUCCAGACGGCAGAUCGACAUUGAGAGAAAAAUCCAGCUCGCCUUCAGAUUGUAAAGGCCUGUGCCCACCUGGACACUACUCCAGCAGCGGGAGAGAGCCCUGCGUCGUGUGUCCAGAGGGUGAAUACCAGGAACUACAUGGACAAUCCGAGUGCUUAAAAUGUCCUGAAGGCCUCACUACUGCCUCGUGGGCGUCCACAUCGGGAAAGAACUGCACUGGUUCAUGCCCACCUGGAACGUUCUCACGGUCAGGUUUGCGUCCGUGCUCCCUAUGCCCAAAAGGAACAUACCAGGCAAAGGGCGGGCAGACGGACUGUCUGCAAUGCCCAGUCGGUGAAAGCACAUAUACUUCUGCUUCUACGUCCGAAUCAGACUGUUUUGUUCUAAACCUCUGUGAGCGACUCCAACCGUGUGCAGAAGGAGCAUCGUGCGUGGAUUCAACUCAUUCGUAUUCAUGUGAAUGCCGCGACGGUCUCGAAGGCGCCGACUGCAGUAUUAACAUCGACGACUGUGAAGCUGACGUGUGUCUAAAUGGAGGAAGGUGCAUCGAUGGGGUUGACAACGUCACCUGUGAAUGUGCAAAGGGAUAUGGUGGGCUGUCGUGCGAGGUGAAUGUUGAUGACUGUGACCCAAAUCCAUGUGCACACGGCGGAACAUGCAUCGACGGGGUCAACAGCUUUGCUUGCAAGUGUGCAGAGGGUUUCACUGGCAAGAGGUGCGAGCGCAUUUUCCGAAAUUGCAUAAACAAGCCAUGUCAGAAUGGAGGAACCUGCUUCGACUCCGCUCAAGGCUUUCGUUGCUGCUGUCCGGAAGAAUUCACGGGAAAGACGUGCGAAUUCCGCUACGACCCCUGCUUCGAUAAACCCUGUCAACAUGGAGGACAGUGCGAAGUGCCUGAACACAGCCCCGAUAGCUUUCAGUGUAUCUGCACCUACGGAUAUACUGGAGAGAACUGCGAGACAAAUAUCGACGACUGCGCAUCUGACCCUUGUCUUAAUGGAGGAACUUGUGUCGAUGGUGUAGCGUCGUACACGUGUCAAUGUCCUGAGCUAUUUGAGGGACAGUCGUGCGAAACUGCUGUGGUUCCUGUACCAUACAGACUAAAUUUCCCCAAUGGCUACGUGUCAGAUUACUCAAGAAUUACCGUGGGCCGCAACCUGCGUGCUUUGACUCUGUCCUUCUUUAUGAGGACGUCACAGAAAGACAAACGCGGGACGCCUGUCUCGUACGCCUUCAAGCAUUCUGGACUCAACAAGAUUUUGGACAACGCGUUCACCUUGUCUGAUCCCAACAGACUGCUCCUGUACUUCUACCAGAACAGCACGGACACGGGGAUUGCAGCAAACGACAACCGCUGGCACCAUUGCGCUUUAACGUGGAGCAGCGAGACUGGUGUAUGGGUGUUUUAUUGGGACGGAGCAAAAAAAGCCAGUGAUAACAGCUCUGCUUCCAAAGGGAGCUACAUGUUCAAGGGGGAAGUGGUCCUCGGACAGGAUCAGGAUUCGGUCGGAGGUGGCUUCAGUGGACUCGAAUCUUUCGCAGGCGACAUCGCAGAACUCAACGUAUGGGACUAUUCUAUGUCCGAGGACGAUGUACGGAAAUUGGGAUCGACAUGCGGUCUCAUCGGGAAUGUUGUUGCGUGGUACAAAGUAAGGAACUCCAUCGACGGCAACGUUACAGUCGUUGAAGGGCCUCCCGACACCUGUUCAGGAUACAACUGCUCGACGUCCUCCUGUCACUGCUCGGCCCUGUCCGUUGUUGAACGAAGCAUGUGCGACAGAACCGUAGAUGCAUGCAGUUCCAACCCUUGCAAGCACAAUCAAGUAUGCGCGGAAUUAGAUGGCGGGAAAGGGCUUUGCAAGUGCGACGGAUACGAAGGAAGACACUGCGAAUUCGACAUCGACGAGUGUGUCACAGGAGAGCAUGCGUGUUCCCAUAUAUGCGUCAACAGUUUGGGGUCCUACAAGUGCAAGUGUCCACAGGGCAUGGCUCUCAACUUGGACAAUAAGACAUGCGUAGAUGCGUCGUAUUGUAUCCAAGGGGACUUCGCGUAUCUGGACGGAGACACAUGGAAACAAAACUGUCAGCAGUGUACAUGUGAAAAAGGCUUCAUCACUUGCUCUACACCCCUGUGCCAGGAUGUGAUUUGCCCACAGGGACAAAUGGUUGAGCACAAUCCAGGUGAAUGCUGUCCUUCUUGUGCUGAAGAGCCUUCGCAGUGCCAACUGUUUACCAACGGAACCCUAAUCACGUUUGAUCAGCUCGUGGUACCAUUCCUGGGAAGGAAAGUUUACACGCUGUUCCAGGACUGUGUUAAUGGAGACUUCACCGGAUACCUGGAUGCAAGAUUUAACCCCAGAUCAGUUCGGUUCUAUAUCCACUGUCUGUCCGUGACGAUUUACGAUAACAAAACUGUCCUGGUCAACAACAACGCUGUAACCUUACCGUAUCGAGAGACCUCGAUCGUGAAAAUAAUUGAAGUGGAGAAUCACACUGUCCAAGUGCAAACGCAUCACGGUGUCCUUUUGCAACUGAAGACAAAUGGAUCGUUUUUGGUGUCGGCGCCAAAGAAGCUGUCCAUGCACAUGUGCGGCCUGUGCGGAAAUAUGAACGGAGACCAGUCGGAUGACCUGCAGACCAGAAAUUAUAUACCAGCAAAGACGGUUGAUGAAUACGUUAUCAGCUGGAAAGAGUACAAAAUUAUUGCAGGUGUGCCGGAAAGUUGUACCCUGGUACCACGUCGACAAAAAGUCCGUGCAGAAAAAGUCUGCAAAAUUCUCCAGGGAAGAGGCUUUGAUAUGUGCUAUCGACAGAUGAGGAGGCCGUACGAUUUCGUAGCAUCAUGCAAAGAUGCCAUGUGUAGCUGCAAAGGGAACGAGCUCUGCUUCUGUGACGCCUUCCUCGGCUUUAGACUCGAGUGCGAGAAAAACAAUAUCACAAGUGACUACCUGCCCGAACGACUUCAAAAACUGAUGUUGCUUUGUGAAUCCCGAUGUCCACCAGGCAUGACCUUCAUGACCUGCGGGCCACUGCAGAACCGCUUCUGUCCUAGGACGGACAUCCCGGUGUACGGUAUUCUCAAGACGACCCGCUGUUUACCCGGAUGCUUCUGCCCCGAGGACAAAGUGUUUCGUCGCGGGCGAUGUGUGGACGCGUCGCUCUGUGGUUAGGCAUUAAAGAAAGACUCGUUCCAUUUCAGAACACAAUAUUGCUCUCCCCAUCUCACGCUGUGCUUCUCUUUUGCACUUUCCACCAAUGUUGAAAAGCGCCACUUCUUCAUGAGCAAACCUUGGCUUCGAGUGUUACCUCUUUCUUCCUAUUACUAUCAUUAGCGUGACCUGUACUAGCCGUACUCAGUCAACAGUUAAAAGCUGAAAGUGAAAACUUUCUUCCUUUCUCCGGGGCACCAUUAUUCCACUAGAUCCACUGUUAGACGAUGGCCACAGCGAACAAUGCACUUUCCCUUGCUUUGCUACUUGAACUCUGCACGGACGCGCAUACCGAUGACAAGAAACAUGGCAGCACCGGCAUCGUAUAGAGAUUGGUAGUUAACGCGCUGCCACACUAGCCUCGAAGUUUCAAUUUCUCUUUGGAACCCCACCGCUGGUCAAAGAACCCUAAGGCGGGCAGAAACAAAUCCACUGCGUCAUACUCAUAACGCCACGCAAUAGUCGAGAUUCUUCAGGAUAAACCAACACCUCCAAGAUAGUAGAAGGCCUGCGCACUCCCCAACUCACGGAGGCCUGCACGAGCUUUGCGAGCUGCUUCGAGCCUUUCUCUUGUUUGCUCUUUCAUUGACGUCAUACCAGCAUCCACAGCAGGCCUUCGUGUGUGACGCUGUGUCACGUGGGGCGCAGGUCUGAUGCCUCUAGGAGGUGUUGGCUGAACCGACAGCCAACCGACCGCGCCUCAAAGAGGGUUGUGUUUUGCGUACUAUCUUGAAUUCGUCCACUAACUGAGCAAUAAUAUUCGCCCUCAUCACAUCCUAUCGCCUCCACGGGAAACUAUCUGUUUUUAACGAUACAGAACCUUCGCCGAGAAGGAUGGUGUCUCGAAUGCAUUACGCAGUUCCAUUUGGGAGACUGGUCCAGAUUUUUGGUGCUCGAAUCUUGACGAGUGUUGAUGUUGCUACCGUCUGUGCAUAUCUGAAGCUGUCAUUGCUGACACUAUAAAAUAUUUGAAAGCGAUGAUUAGACGAUUGCACGUGCGAAGCGUUUUACAAGUGUUCACACACAUGUGGGUUGAUUAUCCGUGACAUCAUAGGUGCAGGUUGGGACACAAGUUUACGGAACACGCUUGUGGCGUACUUUUUCUUCGGUGCGACACCCUAGCGGCCGGCGGAAGCAGGUAUGUUCACUGCCUCGGAGGGGUGGAAGCGUGUGCUGUUAGAGAGACACUGUGGUAGUUCCGGUGUCGCCUGGGUGUGUCUGGGAACUGGAAGCUACCGCUGUGUGUCGCUGACAGCGCACCCUUCCACCUCUCCGAGACGGUGAACCCACUCGCUUCCGCCGGCAGCUAGGGUGUCGCACCGUAGAAAAAGUACGCCGCUCGCGUGUUCCGUAAACUUUUGUCCCAACCUGUACGACAAACCUCGAGCACACGCAUCUGCAGGUGAGAACAGUCAAAUGGGACUGAUAGAACUGCUUGUGCUGCUUAACACACGUUUUCAGAAGGCGAGCGAAUGUGAAUUAAUGAAUUUCUAUGUGCUGCUGUAUCUUCGUUGUUCACGUAUCUCGCUACCCAACUACCCCGGCACUUCAGAAGCCAAGGUUUUACUGCUCUUUUCCACUGUGCAACAUGAUGAGUAGAAUUUGAUUUAUUCAAACACGUGUAAAUAAAACGCUCAUAGCAAAUAAAAAAUCUAAAGCA
This is a messenger RNA of Ornithodoros turicata, 8074 nucleotides long. RefSeq names its product sushi, von Willebrand factor type A, EGF and pentraxin domain-containing protein 1-like. The transcript has 33 exons. Gene Ontology annotation, cellular component: protein-containing complex; plasma membrane. Gene Ontology annotation, biological process: establishment or maintenance of epithelial cell apical/basal polarity; heterophilic cell-cell adhesion. Bases 133 to 6375 code for a protein of 2080 amino acids. The record is from RefSeq and is a predicted model, not a curated record. Lineage: Eukaryota; Metazoa; Arthropoda; Arachnida; Ixodida; Argasidae. Gene Ontology annotation, molecular function: calcium ion binding; protein binding.